CGUUCAGCAGUAAGCUCACGUCAUUUUAAGACAAGUUUAACACACGUUGUGUAUUCUAUUACAUUUGUUGUUUGGAUGCUGGAUGUUGUUACCGUACACUCGAGUUGAGUUUCAACAACGUAGUGACAAAAAAUAUUCGUUUCCGUGUUCUUGAGACCUGGUAUUAUUUACUAUGGAACGACCAAAACCACCAGUCAAAAGAAAAUUAUCUUCUACCAAGACAAUGACGAAAAAGGACACGUUUGUGGAAGAGUGACAAAUCUCAGUGACUUUUGAUUAUUUUUUAAAACAAUAUCUAUCGUGGUGUUGGAUUUAUUGAAGUGACAUUACUGAAUAUUAAUCUAGAUUCAUCAUGUUGGUUUAGUGGUGUACAUUUAAGAAGUGAAAUAAAAAAAGUGUAACUAAGUAUAAGAGAAUAAAUAAUAAUUCUCAUUAAGACUGACAGACAUUCUGUAAUUUUGUCUUGAAAAAACUCUUUCAUGUUAAAAAAACAAACAUCACAAAUUAUUCUAAUCAUAAGACUGACUCUACGACGCCAAAAUAACGUGCCAAAGGAGGUUUCAGUACAACGUAGUCAGUAUUAAGAGAGUAGUAUAUAUCGUUAAAUUGUUGAGAAUUAUCAAUAAUAGUUUCAAACACUCAUAAAGGAUAUUAUUAGUUUUAUAAACGUGAGAUCUAUAUUAACUGUUAUAAAUAUUAAAAAUGUUCUUUGGUGGUAAUACAUCGUAUUAUGGACGAAAUAGUCCACAGUCUCCAGCAAAAUCUCCUGGACGAGGCAAGAUUUGCAGUCCAUUCAGAAACACUCAGAUGCCAUUGCAAGAAAUCACGAUGAAUCAGACACGUCUGGGCAAUGGCACCAGCACAAGGUCUCCAGGAAAGGUUCUUCCUGCUGGAGCAAUGACCAUGAAAGACUAUGAGGAACAUUUGGAAGCUUUAAAAAGUGAAAAUUUCCAACUUAAAUUAAGGGUAUUUUUUCUGGAAGAAAGGAUGGGAAUAAUUAGUACAGGUGCAGCUGAUGAAGAUCCAGUUAGAAAAAAUAUCAAAUUGAAGGUUGAAAUUGAGGCUUUGAAGAAAGAGUUGAUAGAAAAACAGAAGCUUUUGAGUCAAGCAGCGAAGGCGUUUGAAUUAUAUGAAGAACAGAAAGAAGUAACGAAACGUAAUGAAGCUCAGUAUGAAGAAUCAUUGGAGAAUAGACGACUACGUAUAAUUGAGCUUGAAAAAGAAUUAGAAGAAUAUCGAGAAAAAUUAUCUGAUACGUCGAUAUAUUACCAAGAAGCUUUUGGAAUUUCACCAGAAAUCGCUUUGGAAAAUAAAGAAAAACUAAAUCAAAUGGAAGAAUUGGUGAGAUCUCUUGAAAUGCAGGUAGAACAGUUAAAGUCGAGUUUGGACGAAGAACGAACAUGGGGUCAAGAAAUGGAAACUGAAAGAGACGAGUUAAGAGCUCGUUUAGAAGAAGAAACUCAAGUCCGAGAAAAAUUAAUCAUGGAUAAAGAUCUAGAUAUCGAAACUUUGAGAGCGAAAGUUAAAGAAUUAGAGGAAGAAGCGUUCAGACGUGAAAGUGUAACACAACAAUACAAGACAGAGCUUGCGGAAAAAGAUCGAAUUAUCAAGGAAAAAAUCUCAUUGUUAGAAGAGAAGUGUCGUGCAUGUGAAGAAUUGAAUGUUGUUGCUGAGAAGAGAAAGAAACAAGUCGAUCAAUUAAGAUUAUCGGUUAAAUCUCGGGAUGAAGCCUUGGCAGAUACGAAUAAUAAAUAUCGCACGCUUCUUAAUCAGUUUGAAAAUAAUAGACGUUUCUCACCACCAAGCAGUCCGUCCACCUUAGAUGAUUCUCAAUCAAUCAGGUCAAAUUUAAAAUCAGGACCAAUAGGUUCUCCAUCACGUGUAUUGAUGAGUUCAUUUGAUUGGGACAGUAAAAAAGACAAAGCAAUUUCUACAACACCAACGCCAUCAGUUAUGUUUGAUAACAGCAAAGAAAUAAAUGAUUUAAAGAGGCAACUAGAAGAGAAAGAUCAAGAAUUGGAGAAACAAAAUGAGGAAAAGAAACGGUUAAUUCUCAAGUUAUGUAAUGUUCAACAAUCAGCAGAGCAUACAGAAAAUGAAUUAAACCAGCUUAAACCUCGACAUGAACAGGCAUUGAAAAUGAUACAAAGAUUCUGUUUACAACAGAAAAAACUUGAUGAAAAACUCUUGAGGAAAGAACAAAAAAAAGCAGAGAUGCAACAAGGUUUAAAAAAACCAGCCGAAACUUUCAAAUUAAAAAGAAACGAUGGAUUACAAAAAAAUAUUGAUAUCGAAACGUCUGAUGGUUCCGAUGAACAAAUGACCCAGCAACGUUUCGAGGAAUUGGAAGCAAAGAUUAACGAUCUAAGAGAUGAAAUUACUAGUAUCAAGGCUGAAAAAGUUAAGCUGAAGCAUCAAGUACAAGAAGAAUCAAAGGAUCUCCAAAAUCAGCUCGAGUCUACGCAAAAAGAAAUCAAUAAUCUGGAUACAGAGAAAAAUAAAAUGGAUUCAUACUGGUCCGAUUCCGAUGUACCUCCGGCACCAUCUCCAAAACCAUCUUUACCCAUCAACGAAGAAAUAGAUCCUAUAAAUGAUUCACCACACACACAAAUUGACAAGUUAAAAAUGAAAUUGUUUAUCAAAGAUACAGAAACUAAACAAUUGAAUAAGAAAAUUGAAGAAUUGACCAAAGAUCUUCAAGUAAAGACUCAGAAUUUACAGAAAUUAGUUAAUACUGAACUUUGGAGCAAAAAUAAAGAAAUUGCAAAACUCCACAAUCACAUGACUGCAAAUCAAAGUUACGAUAAAAAUCGUAGUAAAUCUGAUCAAGAAAAUGCAUAUCAUUUGAAUAUUUUACUUAAAGAAUUAAAUGAAUGUGGAGUUCAAGUUGAAUUUAAUGAAGAAGCUGUCCAUAUUAAUUUCUUGAAAGAUGGCCAUUCUGGUAAUGUUAAAACAAUGAUUGCUUAUAUUGAAAAAUUGAAUGAAGAAAAAACAAAACUUCAAAGUGAAGUAGAUUCUUUAACUUGGUUCACGAUGGUAUCUAAAGCAGAUUCAAAACUCGAGAUUGGUGAUGAAAUUGAGUCAAGAAAUCCUACAACAUAUUGUGAAUUAUUAAGAACGCACUUAAUAGGGCUUAUUAAGUUUAUGAAAGCAACUUUGUCAUCUCCCGAUUAUCCAGAAGACAGUGAACAAAGGAAAAUCAUUCUUGAAUUUUUAGCAAACACAAAACCAUUCUCUGAAAACUUAGUUCAAGCUGUGAAAAAUAGUCCAAUUGCGAUCAAUAAUGAAAACGAUCAGGUGAAUCAUGUCGAUGAUCAAGAUCAAGGUUUCAGAGAAUCACAAUCUGAUUCUGAAACAUACUCUGAGCCUGACAGAAGCGUUUCAAAAGCUAGAAUGGGUUUGAAGAUCAAUGAUCAAUGCCGAUGUCGAGUAAUAACUAGACAUACUAAAACGAAUAAAAACUUAAGUGAUUCAGAAGAUUCUCUUGAUUAUAUUCCCUUUUAUUCAACAUCACAACAUGAUUUAAUAGAUAAUGAAGUUUCUAAAGCUGUCGAAACACUCCGAGAUCUAUGUCAUAUUCUUUGUACAGAUUUUGAUUCUUUACGUAAUGAGUUAGUGAAAAAAUGUCAGCUCGAUGAUGUAUUAGAAGAAAAACUAUUGCCAGCGAUUUUCAAUAAAUUAGAAAAGUCAGUAGAGCUGUGUGACAAAGUAAAAGUUCUUUUCGAGAAGAAAAUUCAUGAAUAUCAUGAUUUGAUGAAAUCGAAACAACAUGAAGUUAAAAAAUUGGAAGACGAUACGCAAAGAUUUUCACAAUUGAAUCAUUCAACGACAACGGCCAUUAUCAAACAUCAUCAUCAAAAUGAUAACCCUUCGCAAAUAGUAUAUAACUGUCGCGAAGAAAUUGAAGAAUUGAAAACUCAAAUACAGAAAUUGAAACAACAAAAUGAUGAAGCUUCUGAAAGUAUUGCUAAGCUUACCAAGGACUUAGAUCGUUUGACACUAGCUCACAGUCAAGUUCUUGUGGACAACACAAAGUUGACUAAUGAAAAAUUGAAAUUGGAACAAGAAUUAAGAAAAUCCGUAAAUCGAUAUGAAAGUACUGUGCGUUCUAUUCGUGAAAAAUUCAAUAAAGAAGUCGCUGAAUUGAAUCAAAUGAAUGGUUCUCAUAGAACAAGAAUGCAAGAUUUAGAAGCAACUAAUAAAGAAUUGAGAAGGAGAGUUUUGUGUGAAACAAGCGACUCAGCACCAAGUUCUAGUGGAGUUUCGUCGAUUCCUACUGAGAUUAAUAAACCUUGCGAUGAUAUAUUGCAAGAAUUCCAUUCUUAUAAUAGUUCUCAGUAUUGGCUACCUACUAGUUAUCCAUCCUCAUCUGGAAGAAGUAAAUCCAGCUGUUCACCAGACCUUGGUAUUGAAAGUGAUGCUGCUGCGUCAACAAGGCCUUUGAAAGAUACUCUCAAGAUCACUGAAUCGAUGACAAAUUUAUUAAGCGAUGAAGAAAAUUGCAACACUAAUGCAUUAAGAGAUCUAGACAGAGAAAGUCCGCUACAAAUGGAAGGUGGACAUAAUUAUAGUCUAGAUGAAGUCGAGGCAUUGAAACAAGAGAAUGAAGCACUAAAGAAGAGAUUACUGAAAACAAGGAAGGCUCUUGAAGAUACAUUUAAGCAUCUUUCUGCGUCAAACAGAAAUAAGAAAAAUGUUGAGAAAGCAAUUACUAAGCAAUUAAUGAUUACGAAAAGUAUUUUAAACAAAACGAGAACGUAUGAAGACCAAUUAGAUAACUGACAUAUAAAAAAUCAAAAUAUAAAGUUAGAGUAAAGCACUAAAAUGAAGUACAAGUCCACAAGUUUUCUUGUACGAUUUAAUGUUAGACAAACUUUUUUCGUGAACAAUCUGUUUUAUUAUUCAUCGCGUUGCUUUUUUAUUUGAUUUUUUUGCGGUUCACUCUUAGAUCCGAUCGACUGAUUGAAUCAUUGGUACUUAAGUUUAUCAAUAAAGUAAUUGUUAUGACAGACAAUAUGAAAUAAUAAAUAUUUUCAUACUGAUAUGAAUACGAUUUUUUAAAAAAAUGAUGAAUGUUAAAAAACCAAAAAAAACUAAUGUUAAAAUACUCAGUUAUUCGCAAAAUUGUUAAGCAUCUUUAGAAUAGUUCUUGUAAAUACUUAAAAGGUAAGAAACGCGAACAUCUGACAUUUUUUUUAUACGUAGAAUUUACUGAUGAAUCAUUUCACGUAAUUGGAAUAAGGGCAAUAUUGAUAAAUUAUGUAAGUGUAUAUAACAUUUAUAAUCAACGAAUCACAAUUGAACAUCUGUAUAUAAAACAUGAAAAUAAAGUGCCAUUAAUAUUUACAAUAAAA
This is a messenger RNA of Chelonus insularis, 5354 nucleotides long. It is a transcript of the gene cnn, whose product is annotated as centrosomin. The record is from RefSeq and is a predicted model, not a curated record. Gene Ontology annotation, cellular component: pericentriolar material; microtubule plus-end; perinuclear region of cytoplasm. Lineage: Eukaryota; Metazoa; Arthropoda; Insecta; Hymenoptera; Braconidae. Gene Ontology annotation, molecular function: gamma-tubulin binding; protein kinase binding; calmodulin binding. The coding region runs from base 703 to 4782 and encodes 1359 amino acids. The transcript has 13 exons. Gene Ontology annotation, biological process: regulation of mitotic cell cycle spindle assembly checkpoint; establishment of mitotic spindle orientation; centriole replication.